Molecule: messenger RNA, 1228 nt
Organism: Achroia grisella
Lineage: Eukaryota; Metazoa; Arthropoda; Insecta; Lepidoptera; Pyralidae
Product: NFU1 iron-sulfur cluster scaffold homolog, mitochondrial-like
Exons: 5
Coding region: 107-904 (265 amino acids)
Biological process (GO): iron-sulfur cluster assembly
Cellular component (GO): mitochondrion
Molecular function (GO): iron ion binding; iron-sulfur cluster binding
Source: RefSeq, a predicted model, not a curated record
CAGAGCUCGUUAGUGCUCAUCACUAUUUUAGUAAAUAAUUAGAUAUUUUCUAUUUUCUGAUGAUAUUAGGUAUAAAAUCAUUUAAGUAGUUAAUAUUAUAAAAAAAAUGUUACGAAAUUCGCUAAAGUUUGUUCUGAAAGGAAAUGUAACUGGACAACCUAGUAUACUGUUUCUACGCAGAUUUACGCAUAUGAAGCAAUUUGGUGGCUUUCAGUCACAAAAGUUUAAAAAUACUGGUAAAGUUGUACCUAUGCUCAAUAGUUGCCUUUCCCGCACUAUGUUCAUACAAACACAAGAUACUCCUAAUCCAAAUAGUUUAAAAUUCUUGCCGGGUACUAAGGUUUUAGAACCUGGGCAGACUAUGGAUUUUCCUAAUAUUGGGUCAGCGCAGUGUAGUCCACUGGCGAAAAUGCUGUUCCGUAUUGAAGGUGUGAAGGCUGUUUUCUUUGGCCCUGAGUUUGUUACAAUCACAAAGCAAGAUGAUGAUGUUGACUGGAAAUUAUUAAAACCUGAUAUAUAUGCUACCAUCAUGGACUUCUUUGCCAGUGGAUUACCUGUAGUCACUGAUGCUAAACCUUCUGGAGACACACAGAUAAAUGAGGAUGACGAUGAAAUUGUCCAAAUGAUAAAGGAACUACUGGACUCCCGAAUUAGGCCAACAGUGCAAGAAGAUGGUGGUGAUGUACUCUUUGUAGACUUUAAGGAUGGUGUGCUAAGACUCAAAAUGCAAGGAUCCUGUUCCUCUUGUCCGAGUUCAAUAGUGACAUUAAAAAAUGGAGUACAAAACAUGAUGCAGUUCUACAUACCUGAGGUACUAGCUGUAGAACAAAUUGAUGAUGAAGGUGAAAAAUUAAGCGAUAAAGUUUUUAAGGAAUUCGAACAAUUAAAAAAUAAAGAAAAAUAAGUCGUUUAGUUAAUUGGUUUCAAUAUGUAAAUUUUGUAAGUAUCCAUUAUGUAAAUAAUAUAUUUUAUUACAUUGUAUGUAAUUAUAUAAUAUUGUUUUAAAAUUUUUUAACAACAACAACAUAACUUGAAUGACAAUGAUUAUAACUUGUAGCUUUUUAUAGGAAGUCUAUUAUUUAUGAAUAGUAGAAAAAAUAUUUUUUUGUUAUUAAUGUUGAUUUUUAGUGGUGACAAUUACGUAGUUAGAGUAUGUAGUUUCGCCAAUUGUUGACCAGCGAAUGUUGGAUAUACUGAACUGAAUUUAGAUAAACAUAAGAAAAUGCUA